GCAUUACUUCCUGAAUACUGCAGAAGUUGAAGAAGAUGGGCCAUGGAACCCUUCUCUUUUGCCAGCUCAGAAGCUGUAGCUAUUCCAGUCAAUAUCAGAAUUGUUAGCCUUGAAGGGGAACAAACGCCCAUACCAUUCUCUACCUUAAUCAAGAGAUCAGAUCUGCGACAUAUUGGAUCCAAUCUGAGCCCACAUUCCGACCUCUAUGUUACAGUCCAGCUCUGGGCAGAUUCGAAGCCUCUCACUGUACCUGUUCAGACCGCCUACAAACCAUUUCGCAAUGAGAGAAAAUGGAACGAGUGGCUUACAUUGCCAAUAAACUAUUCGACUCUUCCUCUAAGCUCACAGCUUGCGAUAACAAUAUGGGAUUUGUCGCCGACUGGAGGUGAAGGAGCGCAAGGACAUGCAAUUCCGUUUGGUGGGACUACACUUCCAUUAUUUGACAAGGAGAACCAGCUGCAGAAAGGUCGCCAGAAAUGUCAUCUCCACCGUCGAAAAGCUGCGGAUGGCUUGGACAACUCUACUACUCCCUCUAUCCUGCCGCAGGGCCGUCGAAAUGGCGCCAAAGGAAAGGGGGCUGUUGAGCCGGUAGAUAAAGAGGCCGAGGAGCUCGAUCGACUGGAGAAGCUGUUUAAGAAGCAUGAGAUGGGAGAAAUACCCAGGAUUGAAUGGCUGGACCAACUCGUCUUUCGAGGGGUGGAAAAGCGAGGCCUACAAGCAUCCAACACUUCACUUAAAGCUCUACAGAGGAGACGAUUCCGGAAAGCGGAUGAAGUAAUGACUCUGGAUGGGGCAAAAGAAACGCAGGCCAACGGAGAGACGAAAGACAAGGACCUCGAGGACGCCAUAGAGGACGAGAGGUUCACCCUGUAUGUUGAGCUUCCUCGAUUCGACUUUCCUAUUGUCUUUGCGGACCACGAGUAUCCUCCACCACCAAUUUCGUCGCUACAGCAUCUUUCAGCGUCUCAAUCCAAUAUCAUCUUGAAACCACCCCCAGAAGUUCACUACGGACCUGGGAUAAAUGGGCCAGGUGAUCGAGACGAUCAUGGUUUUGGUGGACGUCUUGCCAGAGUGUAUGACCCUGAAGUAGGGGCCAGGGAUAAUCCUGCCGAAAGUAAGCAUAGACGCUUAGUGAGAAGUCACAGGACUGGAGUGUUAGACCGGGAUCUCAAACCGAAUGCGAAAGUGCGAGACGAACUGAAUGGUAUCAUGGCAUACUCACCUACUCAUACACUUUCUCCGGAAGAGAAGGAUCUUGUAUGGAAGUUCCGGCACCAUCUCACCAGAGACAAAAGAGCUCUGACAAAGUUUGUCAAGUCGGUGAAUUGGCAAGAUCAGAGUGAGUCUAGACAAGCUGUACAAAUCUUGGCAAAGUGGACUGAAGUCGACGUCGAUGAUGCCUUAGAGCUUCUUGGCCCUACCUUUGACAACGCAGCGGUCAGAGCAUAUGCUGUUGAUCGACUUCGGAAAGCGAACGACGAGGAAUUAUUACUGUAUCUCCUACAGCUAGUCCAGGCUCUCAAGUUUGAGCAGAUCUCACCGGACUCUACUCAGGAUGCAACACAAGAUUCCUCGCUCGCAAGGUUCCUCAUUUCGCGAGCAACAAACGACUUCAUGUUGGGAAACUACUUUCACUGGUACCUCAUGGUUGAGUGCGACGAUAAAAGUGCCGAUCAAGGCGUGGAGACUCGAAAGUUGUUUGCGAAAGUUGAGUACGACUUUAUGACGGAGCUUGUAAAGUUGCCUGGUGGCACUGAAACCAGAAAGACGCUGUUGAGACAAGCCGAACUCAUUGCAGUCCUCUCGAAAAUAUCGAUGGAUAUCAAGGCAUCAAGGGAAACCAUACCAAAGAAGACAGAACGAGUCAAGCAAUUCUUAGCAGAUCCUAAGAACGAGAUUAUCACAAUCGAUCCACCUCUGCCUCUACCACUGGAUCCAUCAGUCAUGAUUGUUGGCGUUGAUCCGACCAUCACCUCAGUCUUCAAGUCGUCCUUAUGUCCGAUUAUGCUUACUUUCAAGACGUUAACACGACAUAAGUAUCAGAUCUUGUUCAAGACUGGUGACGAUUUGAGGCAAGAUCAGUUGAUUAUCCAAAUCAUCACGCUUAUGGACCAACUACUGCAGAAGGAAAAUUUGGAUCUGAAAUUGUCGCCUUACAAGAUCUUGGCCACAGGUGCCACAGCUGGUGCUGCUCAAUUCGUGCCUUCGAUGACUUUGCAGGGUAUCGUCAACAAGUACAAAGGCAACACUGUCUUGGCAUACCUGAAAUACAAUAAUCCAGACGACAAAGCUCCAUUAGGCGUACGGAAAGAAGCACUCGACAUCUUUGUCAAAUCUUGUGCCGGAUACUGCGUGAUAACCUAUCUGCUCGGCGUAGGCGACCGGCAUCUAGACAAUCUCCUGCUCGCUCCCGAUGGCCACUUCUUCCACGCAGAUUUCGGAUUCAUCCUUGGUCGAGACCCGAAGCCUUUCGCUCCCCCCAUGAAACUUUGCAAAGAAAUGGUCGACGGCAUGGGUGGCUCAUCAUCCGAGCAAUACCGACACUUCAAGCAAUACUGCUUCACAGCCUAUACGACACUCCGCAAAUCAUCAAACCUGAUCCUCAACCUCUUCAGUUUGAUGGUGCAUGCCAAUAUCCCCGAUAUCAAGCUAGAGCCAGACAAAGUGGUGCUGAAAGUUAAAGAGAGGUUUCAUCUAGAGAUGAGUGAAGAGGAAGCGAUUAGGCAUUUUGAUGCACUGAUUGAGGAUAGUAGUAAUGCGAUCUUUCCAGUGGUUAUUGAUAGGUUGCAUGAGUUUGUGCAGCAUUUUAGGAGCUAGGAGGAUAUGGGUUUAUACACGGAAUAGGUGCAUUUAAGGGGUGUUUGUGGAUGGUGGGAGGCAGGUAUUCGUCGUAAUUCAAAGCAUGGAUUUUCUCUCGAACAUUCUCCGUCGUCUAUCCAUGCCGCGUAGCUAGGUAAUUCUCAUCAUCUCAGAGUUGGUUUUCCCUGUCGUUCCUUUCGUUCUAGUCUGAAGCGUGAGGUUGGCCUACGGAG
Molecule: messenger RNA, 3032 nt
Organism: Mollisia scopiformis
Lineage: Eukaryota; Fungi; Ascomycota; Leotiomycetes; Helotiales; Mollisiaceae
Product: phosphatidylinositol 3-kinase-like protein
Exons: 4
Coding region: 43-2817 (924 amino acids)
Biological process (GO): autophagy of peroxisome; autophagosome assembly; phosphatidylinositol-3-phosphate biosynthetic process
Cellular component (GO): membrane; phosphatidylinositol 3-kinase complex, class III, type II; endosome
Molecular function (GO): 1-phosphatidylinositol-3-kinase activity
Source: RefSeq, a predicted model, not a curated record